Gastrolobium bilobum is the source of this 991-nucleotide messenger RNA. RefSeq names its product transcription factor MYBS3-like. Gene Ontology annotation, molecular function: DNA binding. Gene Ontology annotation, biological process: response to auxin; response to ethylene; response to gibberellin. The record is from RefSeq and is a predicted model, not a curated record. The coding region runs from base 55 to 885 and encodes 276 amino acids. The transcript has 3 exons. Lineage: Eukaryota; Viridiplantae; Streptophyta; Magnoliopsida; Fabales; Fabaceae.
AGUUUUGUGGUGUUGAGGGUGUCGGCUGAGAAAAUCUUUGUUGAAUUAGUGAAAAUGGGAAGGAAGUGCUCACAUUGUGGAACCAUAGGACAUAACUCUAGGACCUGCACAUCUUUCAGAGGAACUAGUUUCGUUGGACUUCGCCUCUUCGGAGUGCAACUAGACAUAUCCUCAUCUAAUUGUGUUACCAUCAAGAAAAGCUUUAGCAUGGACUCCAUACCCUCAUCUUCCUCUCCAUCUUCCUCAUUUUCUUCAUCAAGAUUAACCAUUGAUGACAGAACCUCUAUUGGGUAUCUCUCAGAUGGUCUCAUCGCUCGAGCCCAAGAGAGAAAGAAAGGAGUUCCAUGGACAGAAGAGGAGCACCGAAUAUUCCUUAUUGGACUUGAGAAGCUGGGAAAAGGUGAUUGGAGGGGUAUCUCUAGAAACUUUGUGACAACAAGAACCCCAACACAAGUAGCCAGCCAUGCUCAGAAAUACUUUCUGAGACUGGCAACAAUGAAUAAGAAGAAGCGACGUUCAAGUCUCUUUGAUUUGGUUGGUAGCAGCAACAUCAACACAAAAGGUCAUCAUCCUAUUACAAAUUCUAAUUGCAAGCCAGGAGAUUCAGUUGAGAAAGAUGCCACUUUGUCAUUGUUAGGGCGCAUAGCCUGCUUUCAACAAGAAACCAAAUCAAAUAAGAAAGAAGAUUCUGAUAGUUACUAUGAAGUUGAACCAGCUGCAGAACAUGAAGGUGUGGCUAUGUGGAUACAUCCCCAGAUGAAAUCUUCAAAUGUGGUAGCAGCGCCUGAUCUGGAGCUAAGUCUUGCAGCCCCUAAGGCUAAAACCAUGGAACAAAAUAAUUCAUCCACUGGUUCAUUCCUGCUUGGACCAAUUAGCGUUACUUAAACUUUUAACAUUUUAUUAUAUAAUGUCUUAUUUGGAAUGUACCCUUUUAUCUGUUGUCUAGUGUCAACUCAUGCAAAAGAUCAUCCCAUCAAAGAAACACAUUUUU